Molecule: messenger RNA, 453 nt
Organism: Knipowitschia caucasica
Lineage: Eukaryota; Metazoa; Chordata; Actinopteri; Gobiiformes; Gobiidae
Source: the annotation of a GenBank genome assembly
AUGACCACCGUAGCACCUGUGAGUGACGGAGCGGUGGUCGGUGCAGUAUCGAGAGGACGCCGCCAGCAGCGCACAGCACAGCGGACCGAGGACGUCACGUUCUUCUGCAAGCGCUUGGCGACUCAACACAAGCCAAGGCAAUGUCCCGCUUUUGGUAAAGUGUGCUCUUACUGCCACGGGAAGAAUCAUUUUGCCAAGCAAUGUUUCUCCAAAAAGAAAGAGGGAAAAAGGGGCAAGAAUGUAAACGUGGUGGACGAUGCUGAGUCUGACACAGAUCUAAGUGAUACGUUCUUUGUGGGUAUGGUGAGCCACAAGAGAUCGACGGUGAUGAUGCGCCCGUGUCCAAAAGACAGAGAACAGACAAAGAGAAGAACACUGCGAUGUUACUGUGUGGACAAGUUCCAGAAGAUGAUGAUCCUGCUGUACAAAGAGGAUCCAGUUCCGACGAAAUGA